Pyrgilauda ruficollis (rufous-necked snowfinch) is the source of this 15889-nucleotide messenger RNA. It is a transcript of the gene EP400, whose product is annotated as E1A binding protein p400. The record is from RefSeq and is a predicted model, not a curated record. The transcript has 61 exons. Gene Ontology annotation, molecular function: ATP-dependent chromatin remodeler activity; ATP binding. Bases 4355 to 13654 code for a protein of 3099 amino acids. Lineage: Eukaryota; Metazoa; Chordata; Aves; Passeriformes; Passeridae.
GGAGCGGCUCAGGCUGUGCGGGAGCGGUGCGGGGUGUGGGGGAUGCAACGAGGUGUGAGAUGUCGCAGGGGUGUACGGGGAUGGCGUGCGGAGCGGCUCCGGCCGUGCGGGAUGUCACAGGGAUAAUGGGGGUAGUACCCGGCGUCUGGAGCGGCUCAGGCUGUGCGGGAUGUCACAGGCUGUGCGGGGGUAGUACCCGGCGUGCGGAGUGGCUCAGGCUGUGCGGGAUGUCACAGGGAUAAUGGGGGUAGUACCCGGCGUCUGGAGCGGCUCAGGCUGUGCGGGAUGUCACAGGCUGUGCGGGGGUGGCGCAGGGCAGUGCGGGGACAGGGGACAGCGGUCGCUGGCGGGAGGUUCGUGCCGGUGCGGGGAACGGGGCACGCAGCGAUGUGAGGGGCCAGGGCGCUGCCGAGCCCCGUGCUGGCGGCUGCUCUGUUCCGCGGCAGCGCCGACACCCCGCGCUGGAAUGCCCUUUGCAGCGCGGGCCGUCCGCCCGCUGCUCUGUGGCACUGCCGGGAGUGACACCAGGCAGCUCCCUCCUGUCACAGCCCCCGUCACCUCCCGUGCGUGUGACAGCACCGGCCUCUCUCCGCGACUGCCGCACGUGGGUCCCUGGGCUGGGGACAGCCGAAAGCUUGGCCAUCCUGCAUCUUCUUCGAAGUACAGACAUACCCAGUCCAGACUCAGAAUGAGCUGCAGCAACUGGAUAAAUCUAUUGGGACCAUAAAGAAUUCAAGUGGUUAAUUUGGGUUAAAAGGUGGAAUGCCUCCUGUCCCUCAAGUGGCUCAGCAGAUCAGCCAGGAGGAAAACCACCAGCAAAAUGGACCAAAUUUGUCAAGUUUGCUUCAUUCCUUACCUGCUGCACACAGCAGGAACCCAGCUCUGCCCCAGCAGGUACAACCAGCAGGAUGGGAUAAGAACCAUGUGCUUGUGGUCCCAGCUCCAGUUCCCUCACAGCAACAGGAAAAUGAAAUUCUACAGCGAAUAGCAGCACUGAGGAAAGUUUAUGAUCUCUGAAACCUCUGCCCAAACUCCAUCAGGCCCCACAGCACAAAUCAUACCAUGAUUUAACUUUUGGAAGAAAUGCAGUGGAUGGCAACAGAUUUUUUUCAAGAAAGAGGAUGAAAGAUGGGUUAAUGUGUCAAGGUGGGAAUAGAUGGAUCUGGAAUGCCAGUUCUACAAAGGCAAAUGUUUUAAUUACGAGCAGUGAAUUAACUGCAGAGCUUGUCAUUUGAGGGUGCUGCCCUGUUUGUGACUCCUGGUAACAUGAGCACAAUGCUCUAUUUCCAUGGUGUGGGCUCUUGGAACCUUUUAAAGUAACAGCAGCUGCUCUCUGCAGCGUCACAUGACACGUGGCUCUUCCAGCUCCACUUCAAUCCUGCCAUCAGCUGGGAGCUUUUUCAUCUUUCUCAGAUACUGUGCUAUUAUUACUAUUAUUUUUUUUUUAACUGCAGCAGAAUAGUAGUAAAAUAUUUCUUUACUUUUUGGGUUUUCUUUUCUUUUACUGUAACUUAAGCACACAGACUGGUCUCUAUUUGAUGUGAUUGGGAUGGAAAACCAAAUUUCUUGUUAUGAAGCACAAAUGCUGCCAAAACUGAAGGUAACUGGAAAGCUUAUUGAAGAGAUCUGCUCCCCUUCAUCACCCAGACCUGAGCCAGUAAAGCUCCAACCAAACAGGGUAUUCCAGAAGAAAGAGACAACUGAAGGAACACCUGGACAAAAUAUUCUUCUGGAAUGAGUGUCAUAUUUCCAGAACCCCCUGUAUGGCAGAGACCUGUUGGAAACAUGCUCUGGGAUCAGUGAAAGAAAAAUCUCUCAGCAUUGUUCUGCCAGGAUUAACAAAUGGUGCUGGGCUGGCUUUGCAAAUUGCCUUCCAUACUCCAGCACUUCAGAGGCUCUAAGGAUCCAUUGCAGGAACUUUUUCUGACACUGAAACAGCAGCAGAUUGCCCUGAAGGAUGUUAUUUCCAGAGACCUGUGUGUGUUCCCAGCUGUAUUUGUUGCUCCUCCAUAUUUGUAUGGAGAAAAUCCUUCCUACACAUGGAGCCAUGGAAUGAAAGUCCUGCAGCUGAGUCUCGAGGAGCAGAGAUGGUGCAGCGUGAUUCAGGAAUUCAUAAAAAGCUUCAACCAAGACAAGUGAUCCUUCUGUGCUAUCCUGUCUUCCCACACUCCCUCCACAGGUGUCAGUCACACAGAUGUGAUUCCUGUUGUCUUCUAUGACACUGAUGGACACAUAGAUGGGCGUGACAAAAGUGCAAGAGGCAGAGAUACCCACACAUACAGGCUUGUAAGUGGUAAUUCUAUGAAGAGAGGCUGUUGAAAAAGAGUAUUAAACAUGAUUCAAGAACUGGCUGCUCAGGGAAGGGAUUGCUCAACAGACUUUUUAUCUCAGGUACUGUAACAUUAAAAAUGUGAGCAGUCAUUUAAUGAUACAUAAAAAAUAAGUGUUUUACUAGAUCUGAGACAGAAUUUUGAAAAGGUAGUGGUUUAUUUAUUUCUAGGCUUGUUUGGGAACCAGUGAUAUGUGUUCACAGUUAAAUUGAGUAGAAAUCCUGAACUGUCAGCACAUAUAGAAAAUCAGAAGGUAACAAUAUCUAAUAAAUAUUGGUAAUAUCGAUAUUGAUAAAUUGUAAUAAAGAUUGGCCUGUUCCAAUGAUAAUGUUACCCUUUUAUUGACAUUGUUUUAAUCAAUCAAAAGCAACAUCUGCAGCAAAAGGUGUCAAAUACAUCUGUAAUCUGACUUUUCUAAACUUGAUUUUAGGAUGACUUAAAAGUUUUUGCAUUUUUUCUUAAGAGGUCUUGGAUCCUAUCAGUGAUGUGGUUAACUCUUGUAACAAUGUUCAUCACUCCCCAAAGCAAUGCCAAAAUUGGUACAUAAUAACCAUUAGAAGUCCAGAGGGGAAGGAGAGUUUAAGUUGAACCUUGCUUUGCAUUGUGAGGACUUGGGGGCUUCUGGGGUCUUUUUUGUUGGGUUUUUUUUUUAAUUCCUCAUUGUUAUUAAAGUACUACAAGAGUGUUUACUGAGCAGAAACAUAACUAGAUUUUAGAAUUUUGAAUAGCUUGGUACACAAGCAAAUGUUAGUAAAUACUCCUAACAGUAUAACUAAUAUAGGUUAUAUUUAUUAUAUUUCCAUACACUUAGGAAUAUGAAUUCCCCCAAUGUUAUUACAAUAUGACCUUGGAUGUAUAAUUUGUUAAAAAUAAGAGAGGGGAGCUAUUUAACUUUUAAGUGGUAGGAUAUGAAUUGUCUCCAGUCAAGACUAUUGGUAACUAUGAAUUUUGAGACAGGACACUUUUGAUUAUGUAUUUUUGGUACCUAAGCUUUCACUUUGUAUUUAUUGCAGAAUGUAGGUGGUCAUCCUCCUUGUGUUAGACAAACCUGUGCUAACGACCAGAAUUCUGAGUGCAUUCAAAUCUGUAUAAAUCACUUUGAGUUGAUGACAAUGUGUACUAGAAACAGAAGUUCCUCAUAUAGAUUUCUCUAAGUUCUCCUGUCAAUAUUUUUCUCAGAUUUAACAGUAAAUCACUGGUGGUCUGAUUGGUGAAUUUGUUUUCUCUUAAGCACGAACGUAUUUCACGGGGAUCUUUUUCUUAUCAAAGGCUCUGUGAUGAUCUUUAGCCUUAAGUAGUGUUUACUGUCCAAGAAUCAAAUCUGUGCUCGUGCUGAUGUAAAGAAAAGCCUGAAGUGCUUCAGUACAGCUCCAUCCGAUGUAGCACAAGUCCUUCCUCAUGUCCGGUGGACCCUCCUGAGCAUCAGUGAGCGCCCUUUGUCUCCUGUCCUGCAACCCGGCACCCCCGAGCAGAGCCGGCCGUGCUCCGAGCUCCCUGACAGACGGGGAUGGGGUCCCCUCUCAGCUCCAGGCUGAACAGCGCCGGCUGCUCAGCCUUUUCCCGUCGGAGAUGCUCCAGCCCUCCAUCCCCGCUGUUCCCCGGCUGGCCCCGCUCCAGGCGCUCCCGGUCUCUCCUGCCCUGGGCCGUGCAAGCCCCGCCAGCUGCCAGUGUGGAUUCUCACUCCGUGUCUUGAAGAGUAGCGACAGCCCCGCUCCGUGCGCGGACAGAAACUACCCAUUGCUCGGUGCUUGCGCUGCCCUGCCUCUGCUAAAUAAAUAUCAUUUUCCUGCGCUGUCGCCGAGCCCGUUCCUAUCGCGACAGGACCCGCGGGCCGCCUCCGCGGAGCGCGCAGGCGCGGCGCUGGCGCAGGCGCGGCGCGGCCCGCGGGUGCCGGCGCAGGCGCGGCGGGACGCGGUUUGUCUCCUGCCGGCGCUGGUAGCGGCGCCCCCGCCCGCGCUUCCUGCCCGCAGCGAAUGGAACCCGCGGCGCCCGCGACUAUACUGUAAAACCUUAGAUCAGUGAGAAUGCACCAUGGCAAUGGUCCUCAGAAUGCCCAGCGCCAGCUCCAGAGGUCCAGGUCCUUCACGGGCAGUGAGGGAGAAGAACAACAGGCAAAUUUACCCCAGUCCCCCGCAGCCUCUUUCGCGCCUUCUGCGAGUCCCUCGGCGCCGCAGUCGCCCAGCUACCAAAUCCAGCAGUUCAUCAUGAGCCGGAGCCCCGUGGCUGGGCAGAACGUCAACAUCACCCUGCAGAACGUGGGCCCGGUGGCCUCGGGCAACCAGCAGAUCACUCUCACCCCGCUGCCGCUUCCAAACCCGACGUCCCCGAGCUUUCAGUUCAGCCCCCAGCAGAGGCGCUUUGAGCAUGGAUCCCCCUCGUACAUCCAGGUCACCUCUCCGCUGCCCCAGCAAGUGCAGUCCCAGAGCCCCACGCAGCCCAACCCGGUGCCGGUGCAGGCGCUGCCCAGCGUCCGGGCGGGCACUCCCGGGGCUGGCCUGGGCAUGUGCAGCCAGAGCCCCACCAGAGGGUUUGUGGAUGCCAGCGUGCUGGUGAGACAGAUCAGCCUGAGUCCUUCCAACGGCGGACACUUCGUGUACCAGGAAGGACCGGGGAUUGCACAGAUUGCUCAAGGAGCUGCUGCACAAGUGCAGCUUCCAUCGUCCGGGCCGCCUGCCACGGUGAGGGAGCGCAGGCUUUCGCAGCCUCACUCGCAGUCUGGGGGCACCAUCCACCACCUCGGCCCUCAGAGCCCCGUGGCCAGUGGGGCAAAUAUGCAAUCUUUGACUAGCCCGGGCCACAUCACAACGACCAGCUUGCCACCCCAAAUCAGCAAUAUUAUCCAGGGGCAGCUAAUGCAACAGCAGCAGCAAGUGCUUCAAGGGCAGCAGCUGAGUAGACCCCUUGGAUUUGACAGGACUUCUGGUGGAUUGAUAGCAGGGGUUGGAGGACCGAGUGCGUUUGGAAUGACAUCACCUCCUCCUCCCACAAGUCCUUCACGGGCCACUGUGCCACAGGGGCUGUCGAGUCUUCCUCUCACUCCUACAGCUAACACAGCAGUGAAAAAACAGCCCAAAAAGUUGGAGGAGAUUCCUCCUGCCAACCAAGAAACUGCUCAAAUGAGAAAACUAUGUUUGGAUCAUCACCACAAGCAGAUGGAAAUUCUUAAGGAAACUUUUAAGGAAUGUUUGAUUGAACUGUUUUUCCUGCAACAUCUUCAAGGGAAUAUGAUGGACUUUUUAGCUUUUAAGAAGAAACAUUGUGUUCCUCUGCAAGCAUACCUGAGGCAAAAUGACUUGGACCUGGAGGAAGAAGAAGAGGAAGAACAAUCUGAGGUCAUCAAUGAUGAGCAAACGCAUACAGGGACUCCAGCGACGGGGACUGUGAGCACCAUAGAGAUUGAAGCUUUUAAGAGACAGCAGCAGGCCCUUGCACCAGCAGAUUCGUCUAAGAGACCACGAAUUGAAGUGGGCCGUCAUGGGAUGGUUUUUCAGCACCCGGGUGUGGCUUCAGGAGUUCCUCUUCAACAGCUAAUGCCAACGGCACAAGGUGGGAUGCCUCCCACUCCGCAGACGGUGCAGCUGACGGGGCAGAAGCAGAGCCAGCAGCAGUACGACCCCUCCAAGGGCCCUCCGGUGCAGAACGCGGCCAGCCUGCACACGCCGCCGCCGCAGCUGCCGGCGCGCCUGCAGCCCGCCAACGUCCCCAUGGCGUCGCUGCCCGCCACCCUGCAGCUCCCCCAGCAGCAGCCUCAGCUGGUGGAACCUCCGGCCCAGCCGCAGAUCCAGGUGAAGAUCCAGCCCCAAAGCGUGCCCCUGACGGCCGCCCCGCUUCCGGCGCCGCUGCAGCAGCAGGUGCCACCAGCGAUCCACGUGCAAGGACAGGCGCCCAGCCAGGUGUCGCAGCCGCAGGCUGCCAUACAGCAGCAGACUGUGACUCUGACACGGCCAUCUGCAGAUCCUGCUCAGAGUUCUCAGCGUCUUGCAGCAAAUCCACUGCCACCUACCUCAUCCAUCGCUCCAGCAGCGAUCCCAGGCACAACACCGCCUUCUCCAUACCCAGUGCAAACAAACAGGACCUCUCCAGCAACCAACAAAUCCCUGUCUCCUAUUGCAUCCAAGCCUCCUGGCUUAGCAGUAGCAGCAGCAGCACCUAAAACACAAAGUCCAGCUCAGAAUGCAGCGGUGUUGCCACAGGAAAACUCUCAAGACAAGCUGGCUGAGCAAGUCAAGCUGGAAAAUCAAAUCCACCAGCGGAUAGCAGAACUGAGAAAGGAAGGUUUAUGGUCCCCCAGGCGACUGCCUAAACUCCAAGAGGCUCCAAGACCAAAAUCCCACUGGGAUUAUUUGCUGGAAGAAAUGCAGUGGAUGGCAACUGAUUUUGCCCAGGAGAGAAAGUGGAAGAUGGCAACUGCUAAGAAGAUGGUAAGAACUGUGGCUCGUUACCAUGAAGAAAAGAAACUUAAUGAAGAGCGAGCUAAAAGGGAAGAACAGAACAAACUGAGGAGGAUUGCAGCAUCCAUUGCUAGGGAAAUAGAGUAUUUCUGGUCUAACAUUGAGCAGGUUGUUGAAAUUAAACUGCAAAUUGAAUUUCAAGAGAAAAGGAAAAAAGCUUUGAAUCUAAAGAGAUUUUCAAGGAAAGGUAAGGAUGCAAAAGAAGACUUUUAUUUGGAAAAAGAAAGUGAAAUGGGGGGUUCAUCAUCUGGAAGAAAAAGAAAGGCAAGCACAUCUUUGACUGAUGAGGAAGUUGAAGAUGAAGAAGAAACAAUUGAAGAACAAGAAGCUAAAGAGGGCAACAUAAACCAUCAAACUGAAUUGUCUAAUCUAGCCAAAGAAGCUGAAUUGCCUCUGGAAGAAUUGGUGAAGAUGUACGAAGGUGCCUUUGCAGAAAAUUUUCACUGGCCCCAGCCAAAGCCUGACAGUGAAGAGGAGAGCAGUGAGGAAGAAAUGGAAGACCACAUGUCUGAUAGGGAAAGUCCCCAGAAAGAAGUUGUCCUCAUAGAUUCCCUUCUCAGCAUUGACCAGUACAAGGGCAUGGACAGAUCAAGUCCUCCCAAGAAGCACAUGCGAGACAUAGCAGAAGUUGCUGCUGCAGCAGAGAUGUUGUUACCUAAAGGCAGCUCCAGGAUAACAACAGCAGUAAAAUACAACACUCCAUCACUGUUGUAUGGGUCUCUCAGAGAAUAUCAGAAGAUUGGGCUGGAUUGGCUGGCAAAGCUGUACAGGAAGAAUCUCAAUGGCAUCCUGGCAGAUGAGGCAGGGCUUGGAAAAACUGUGCAAAUUAUUGCUUUUUUUGCCCAUUUGGCUUGUAAUGAAGGGAACUGGGGCCCUCACCUUGUUGUAGUCCGGAGCUGUAACAUAUUGAAGUGGGAGCUGGAAUUGAAACGCUGGUGCCCGGGGUUGAAAAUACUUCUCUACUUUGGGAGCCAAAGAGAACUUAGGGCAAAAAGACAGGAAUGGACAGAACCCAACAGCUUCAAUGUGUGCAUCACUUCCUACAAGCAGCUGUUCAAGGGCCACACAGCAUUCAUGAAAAUGCGAUGGAAAUACUUAAUAGUAGAUGAGAUGCAGCAAAUAAAGAAUAUGACUGAGAAACACUGGGAGGCACUUUUCAAUCUCCGCAGCCAGCAUCGUUUGCUUCUGAUAGACACUCCUUUGCAUAACACAUUGAUGGAGCUGUGGACCAUGGUACAUUUUUUGAUUCCGGGAAUUUCCAGACCUUACCUGGAUUUUCCAGUAAAAGCACCUAAUGAGGAGAACCAGGAUUAUUGCCAUAAACUGGUCAUCAGGUUGCACAGAAUGAUUCAGCCGUUUAUUUUGCGGAGAUCAAAGAGGGAUGUUGAGAAGCAGCUCACGAAGAAGUAUGAGCACGUGCUCAAGUGUCGUCUGUCUAGUCGACAAAAAGCCAUGUAUGAGGAUGUCAUAUUGCAGCCAGGAACCCAGGAAGCCCUCAAAAGUGGACACUUCAUCAGUGUCCUGCAUGUCCUGAUGCAGCUGCAGCGGAUCUGUAACCACCCUGAUCUGAUAAACCCCCGGCUUUCAAGCUCCUCUUACGUGUCAGAAACACUGGAAUACAGAACAGCCUCUCUGGUGCUGCGAGCCCUGGAAAGGGAUAUUUGGAAGGAAUCAGACCUGUCUCUUUUUGAUCUCAUUGGAAUGGAAGACAAAAUGACUCAUUAUGAAGCACAAAUGUUGCCAAAACAAAAGGUUACUAGAAAGCUGAUUGAAGAAAUCUACAGCUCCCCUCCACCACCAGCGAGGCCCAACCCAGUGAAGCUCAAACCAAGCAGGUUGUUCCAGCCCGUUCAGUAUGGUCAGAAGCCCGAGGGCAGGACUGUGGUCUUCCCAAGCACUCAAGUCCAGCGCACGGUGACCACGGCAACGGUGACUCAGCAGGGACAAGUUCGAGGCAGAUCCCCCAUAGCCACGGUGUCCUCAAAUCAAGCUGCAGCAGCACAGUUUCAGACAACUCAGGCUUCCACCAGUGCUCCAAGACACCAGCCCGCAGCGACCUUCACCACAGCAACUAGCGCAGCCAACCCUGUGAAACCGCGGGGCCAGACCUCUGCGCCGGCCCCGCAGCCGGGCCAGCCCCAGCCACAGCCACAGCCACAGCCCCCCCCGCACACCAUCCAACAGAGUGUGCUGCCUCAGAGGCUCGUACUGACCUCUCAGGCCCAGGCACGGUUGCCUAGUGGUGAGGUAGUAAAAAUAGCCCAGCUGGCUUCUAUAGCAGGAGCACAAGGCAGGAUUGCUCAGCCAGAGACCCCAGUGACUCUGCAGUUCCAAGGGAACAAGUUCACCUUAUCACACAGUCAACUCCGGCAGCUCACUGCAGGGCAGCCCCUGCAGCUACAAGGAAGUGUCCUUCAGAUUGUGUCAGCCCCUGGGCAGCAGUACCUGAGGCCUCAGGGUCCCGUGGUCAUGCAGACAGUUUCCCAAGCAGGAACUGUGCAGAACGCCCUGAACGCUUUAGGAAACCAGCACCAGGCAGGUGGCCCAGCUUCCACUGCAGUCACACAGCAAGUUUGUAUUCCAGGCAGAGCUACAGUUACUAACUUGCCAUCUGGUGACAUGGGAGCAGUGUUAAAACCAGCACCUUUGCAUGGACAGUCACAGACGUUUGAGGAGAAGAACCGGCUCUUGAAGGAGCGCCUGGACAGGAUCUUCUGCGGCAACGAGCGCCGCUGCUCGCGGGCACCGGUGUACGGCCGGGACGUGCUGAGCCUUUGCUCCCUGGCUGGGGACACAAAGGCCUCCCAGCUGCCUUCCAGUGAGGGCAACAGCUGGAGGUGGGCUGGCUUUGUCAACUGCUGCCUUUCCACAAGUGCCUGCGGAGGCCCAAGUAACCCCUUGAGGGAAAUGAUCCUGGGCUUGGUUCAGCAACAGGAGUCUCUGAAGGAUCUUGUUAACAGGGCUCUCUUCGUGUUGCCAGCUGCAGUUGCUGCUCCCCCAUGUUUCUAUGUAGCAAAUCCUCCCCCUUCAUACAGUCACAGACUGAAACUCCUUAAGCACAGCCUGAGGCAGAAGGCAGCUCCACACUUGCAUCAGUUGCAACGGUUGACAACUCCUCACUUGCUGCAGUUCCCUGACCUCCGGCUGGUGCAGUAUGACUCAGGAAAAUUAGAAGCUCUUGCUGUCUUGCUUCAGAAGUUGAAAUCUGAAGGGCGCCGUGUGCUGAUUUUGUCACAGAUGAUUCUGAUGCUGGACAUACUGGAGUUGUUCCUGAAUUUCCAUUUCCUCACCUUUGUGAGGAUUGAUGAAUAUGCCAACCAGGAACAACGGCAGGAGCUGAUGAAAAUUUUCAACAGAGACAAGCGCAUUUUCUGUGCCAUCCUCUCCUCUCACAGCCGUUCCACAGGAGUCAAUCUUGUCGAGGCAGACACUGUUGUGUUCUAUGACAAUGAUCUGAACCCAGUGAUGGAUGCAAAAGCUCAGGAAUGGUGUGACAGAAUUGGGAGAUGUAAAGAUAUCCAUAUAUACAGGCUUGUCAGUGGUAAUUCUGUAGAAGAGAAACUUUUAAAAAAUGGCACAAAGGACUUGAUCAGAGAAGUAGCUGCUCAGGGAAAUGACUAUUCAAUGGCCUUUUUAACACAGCAAACAAUUCAAGAAUUGUUUGAGGUUCAUUCUCCUAUGGAGGAUUCUGGAUUUAGAGUGAAAGCAGAAGAAUUUGUAGUACUUUCUCAAGAGCCGUCUCCAGCAGAAAAUAUUUCACCUAAAGUUGCAAGACCAUUUAUAGAGGCCCUCAACAGCAUUGAACGAGAGGAUGAGGAAUCAAAUGAUCACAUACAAGAAAUAGGAUCUGAGUCAAGCAUUGAACCUUUAAUCUCAGAGCUGUGUGAGACAAAAUACAAUGAAGAGCCCUCGCAGCUGCAGGAGUUAGUUGCUGUUGUGGAUCAGCUGACUCCAAUUGAGAAGUAUGCUUUGAAUUAUCUGGAGCUCUUCCACGGUUCAGUUGAUGACAAUGAGCCACGGUUGAGUGAGAUGGAACUGAAAACUGCAAAGAAAGCCUGGGAAGUCCAGCAUAUGAAGGAGUUAAAGGAAAGAGAGCAAAAAAUGCUUUGGGAGGAUGAAGAGGAGCUUCUAACCUACACUCGGGAGGAUGCAUACAACAAAGAAUAUGUCUAUGAAGGUCCAGAUGGACAAACUGAAAUUAUGCCACUCUGGACUCCUCCUACUCCACCUCAGGAUGAUAAUGAUAUCUACAUAGAUUCUGUUAUGUGCCUGAUGUAUGAUACCACCCCUAUUCCAGAGUCAAAAUUGCCUCCAGUGUAUGUCAGGAAGGAGCGUAAACGACACAAAACAGAUCCCUCUGCAGGUAGAAAGAAGAAGCAACGUCAUGGGGAGACAGUUAUCCCACCUCGUUCACUCUUCGAUCGAGCAACUCCAGGAAUGUUGAAAAUGCGCCGGGAGGGCAAAGAGCAAAAGAAGAACAUCUUGUUGAAACAACAGACACAGUUUGCAAAGCCUUUGCCAACUCUUGUCAAACCAGCUACUGAGGCUGGGCAGGAUAAUCCAGAGUGGUUGAUCAGUGAAGACUGGGCACUUCUGCAGGCAGUGAAGCAGCUGCUGGAGCUUCCUUUAAACCUUGCUGUUGUGUCGCCAGCACACACUCCCAACUGGGACCUGGUCAGUGAUGUUGUUAACUCCUGCAGCAGAGUCUAUCGCUCGCCCAAGCAGUGCCGCAACCGAUACGAGAAUGUCAUAAUCCCAAGGGAGGAAGGAAAGCUAAUGUACGAAGCUAAUCCUAAAAAGAAGACAAAAAGUAUUUAUAAGACUAAAAACAGUCGCCCACUUCGUACCAAUCAGAUCUAUGCUCAAGAUGAGGGUGCAACCCACACACAGCUUUAUACUAAUCAUUUUGAGAUGAUGAAAAUGAUUGCAGGGAAAAGAAGUCCACCAAUCAAACCUCUACUUGGCAUGAAUCCUUUCCAGAAGAAUCCAAAGCAUGCAUCGGUGCUUGCAGAAAGUGGAAUCAACUAUGAUAAGCCCCUCCCUCCAAUUCAAGUUGCGUCCCUCCGAGCAGAACGCAUUGCCAAAGAGAAAAAGGCGCUGGCAGAGCAGCAGAGGGCCCAGCAGCAGACGGGCCCCCAGCCCCAGCAGCCCCAGGCGGGCCAGCAGCCCCCCCAGCAGCCCCCCGUGCAGCAGGCCCAGGCCCAGCCACAGGCACAGGCACAAGCACAGGUAGUUCAGCAGCCACAGGCAGUGGUGCAGACUGCAGUCACUACUGUGGCCAACACAGCAGUAUUGGCAGGCACCAUCAAGACAGCAGUGACGGGGACGAGCAUCCAGACUGCUACAGUGAGUGGAAAUGUAAUUGUAAACACUGUUGCUGGGGUCCCUGCUGCCACCUUCCAGCCCAUCAAUAAACGUCUGGCCUCCCCUGUUAUACCUGGGACGCUGACUACCUCGGGAGGCACGGCCACUGCCCAGGUGGUUCACAGCCAGCCCCGAGCGGCCGCGGCGCCGGCGGCGUCCACCGAGCUGGUGACCAUCGCCUCCACGCAGGGCGUGCGCGCCGUGACUUCGGUGACGGCUUCCGCCGUGGUCACCACCAACCUCACGCCUGUGCAGACCCAGACAAGGUCUUUGGUGACCCAGGUCACACCAGCUACACCAACAGUCCAGCUGUCGGGCAAAACCAUCACCCCUGCACACUUCCAGCUUCUGAGGCAACAACAGCAGCAGGCUGCUCAGGUGCAGGUCCCACAGAUCCAGGCUCAGGCACAAGCCCAGUCUCCAGCUCAAAUAAAAACUGUAGGGAAAUUGUCACAGGAGCAGCUGAUCAAGUUGCAGAAGCAGAAGCUGCAGCUCCCCCAGCAGCAGGCAGCGCAGCAGACACAGCAAGGGGCACAGCAGCAAACAGCACAAGUGCAAGUGCAGCAGCAGCAGCAAACGCAGCAGCUCACUGCUGUGACAGCCCCUCGUCCUGGCGCAGUCCUCACGGGCACUACGGUCACCAACCUGCAAGUGGCACGCCUGACUCGUGUUCCUGCUUCCCAGCUCCAAGCACAAGGACAGAUCCAGGCCCAGACUCCACAAGCAGCACAGGUUGCUCUGGCAAAGCCUCCAGUGGUGUCUGUUCCAGCUGCUGUUGUGUCAUCUGCAGGAGUCACCACACUCCCUGUGACUGUGGCAGGCAUUAGUGUUGCCAUUGGGCAGCCACAGAAAGCAGCAGGAGGCCAGACAGUAGUUGCACAGCCACUGCAUGUCCAGCAGCUGCUGAAACUCAAGCACCACCAAGCAGCACAGCAGCAGAAAGCCAUCCAGCCCCAGGUUGCACAGGGACAGGCUACUGUGCAGCAAAAGAUAAAUGCUCAACAGGUUACGGUCCAGACCCAACAGCAGACUUCACAGCAGCAAAAAGUAACUUAUGCUACACAGCCUGCCAUUAAAACACAGUUCUUAACAACUCCAAUUUCCCAAACCCAGAAACCAGGUGGAACCCAGCAAGUGCAGGCCCAGAUUCAGGUACAGGUUGCGAAACUCCCACAAGUGGUCCAGCAACAAGCUACUGUUGCCAACAUUCAGCAGAUGGUUUCAGUUUCCCAACAGGUACAAGCUCAGCCCCAGACUGUGACCCUUUCUCAGACGACAGCAGGUCAACAGCAGGUUCAGGUGAUCCCUGCAACCACUGCUACUGCUCAGGUCGUGCAGCAGAAACUGAUCCAGCAGCAGGUGGUGACCACAGCAUCUCCCCAGGUUCAGGCUCCAGGUGUACAGAACCCAGCCCAGACACCAGCAACACCUGAGGCCCAGAGUCAGCAAGCAAAAGUACAGAUGAGGACACCGACUGUCAGAUUAAAGGCACCUACUAAACCAAGUUGAACUAUUGCAGUAACAGAGAAACACAGUGUUUUGUGUUUGCUGAGACAAGUGAGAAGCUACUCCAAACAUCCAAAUGAAGACAAAACACCUCUAUUUUUAUUUUUUUUUUGUAGCAGAAGGUUUCUUGCUGGUGAACAUUUAAACAUGAAAACUCACGUGUAACUUCAGUGUAUUAGCAACUGUUUAGCACUCAAACUCUGUACAAGAUGCAUUCUGCCUGUGUUCUCUGUGCUCAUUUAAACCACAUAAAGCAAGCAUUACUUAGGUUGAAAUUCUGCCCAGCUUCUCAAAAGUGAAAUGGUGAUCUGCCAUAAAUGUCAGUAAAAUCCAUCUGUGUUAGAACACCACACCUGCCUGUGGGCAUGUGCAGCUCCUUGCUGUAGUUCAGUGUGUGCUCAGUACCCACAGUGAAGCCACACAAAGAUCCAGGUGUAGUUGAUACAGCACAGUAUUUUCCAUCUGUACAAAAGCUCUGUGUUGUUCUUCCCUGUGGUAAACACCCCUGGAAGAUCUAACACAGGCUUGAAGUGCUGCCUGCAAAGUUUAGCCAAUAAAUGUGAAAACCUGUAAGUAUAUGUAAUUAAAAAGGAAAAAAAAAAAGUUUCAUUCUCCAUUUUUGUAAGUCUUUUAAAAUGUUUGUUAGUAGUUUUUGUGUACAGUUUACUGAAUCACUCAACCUGUGUGCUCAUUCUCGUAUUUCACUUUAAAAUAAUGGAUAUUUUAGGCAUGAGCUGAGUAAAUACUGUGUUGAUAGUAAAUGUGUAUUAAAGUGUAGCCCAUUUUUUUUUGUAAAAGAAUUGUUUAGUAGAUACAGCUAAACAGAUGAUCCAUAGCUGUUUCUCAUGGGACUUUUGUCACAAAAAAUCUCCAGCUGAUAAAAUCUAAUCUCUCUGUUUCAUUCUGCUCUUGCAACAUGUUUAAAUGUUCAGUACUUUUUACACGGCUUUCAGCUUGGGGGGUGGGGGGCUGGGGGAAGGGGAGAAUAGUGAAAUUAAAUCUAAGACUUAAUUCUUCAACUGUGUAAAGAGUAAGAUCUAACUUUUGUACUAUUCUUUUACUAAAGCUAACAAUGAAUGUAUCUUCAGGUGGGUAUUUUGGAUGUGAAUAGAGCGUGGCCUCUUCCUCCAAAUCAGUUUGCCUUAUUGUUAUGGAGAAAAAAAAAAAGCAAAAAGCUGCAUAGAACUGUGGGGGGUUUCUUUACUUUUCUUGCAUACAAUGAAUAACAGAAUUUGCAAACAGCACUGAGUGAGGAAUCAAAAAACCCAUGGUGGCUUGAAGGGAUUUAUUUUACUUUGGCCAUAAAACUGCACAAUGUGUAAAAUCCAGACAAAAUUACAACAUUCCUUUUCUGAGAUGGUUUUAAAAUUAUGUUUUCAUUGUUUACUCUUUUAGGAAAGGAGCCUAUUUAAGGGCAAGGAAAGCAUAUAUUUUGUUUUUACCUCUGUAUGUCCACACUUGUUGGUUCCUGGCAAUCCACAUGGCUUAAACAAGAAAGCAUUCUCAGCCAGCUCCUCUGUGUUAGUUGGGAUAGAUACAGCCAGUUCUGUUCAGAUCACAAAUGCAAACAUUGGCUCAGGCAGCGUUCCUGAUUUUUUUAUUUUAUACCCCUUUUGUCCUGCAUACUUUUUUUUUUUUUUUUCAGACCCUCAGGUGUACAAACACAAGGGCAUUUUUUUUUAAACUGUUUUUGCAUGCAGUAGUGUUCCCCUGACCCUGCUAACCCCUGGCAUGUGCCAUCCCCUAAUCUUCACUGCCAGCCAGGGAGCUGGCACUGCUGACAGCAGAGUAGUUUAAAAUGCAAAGCAGAUGCAGUGGUAAUGGAUAGUGACACUGUGUACAGUAUAGCCUUGCUCAUCCAAAAACAUUGCUUAGGUAGCCCCAGUUUUACUUUUAAGUGUUUAGCUUUUAUGAUGUGCAUGAAGGUCGGGGUGGGGGGGAACACUUCCAGCAGUGGGAGAGCUGUUGGCUACGUCGUUGUGCUGGUCUGAUUUGGUGUCUAAAGAGGCGAUUGUUUCUUGUUUAGGUCAGUUGAUGAAGUUAAAAAGUCACCUUUUUUUUUUUUUUUUUUCCUUCUAAUUAUUUUUUUUUCUCUUCCUCUCGAUGUGUCUUUCUCCCGGGAGUGUGUUAGGAAGUCAGCCUGUACAUAAGUGAUGAACAUUUGUACUCGACCCAGUAGGAUGAUAAGGAAUAGUGCUGUAUCCUACCUGAAGGUGUAAUAAAGUGUACAUUUUUAUA